AUGGAGGAUUGGGGUUUGCAAGCAAUUGUAAAAGGGUGCAAUGGAAUACCAAUUGGUUCUUCAACAACAGCAGCAACAACAAGGCUUAUGGAAGAUUCAAAUUGGUAUUCUUUUUUGAGAUCAGAUCAAGAAGAAGAUGAAUUUUUUUCUUCUUGUGUUUAUAAUAGUAGUUAUAAUAAUCCUCAAAUUUCAAGUUCUUCAAUAUUUCAUGAUGAGUUUGAAGGAUUAUUUGGAAGAAAUUCAUCUAAUAAUUCAGCAGCUGCCUCCAUUUCUCAUCUUCUUAGAGAUUUUAAGGAACCUGCAGAUCAAAAGCUUCAUCACAAGAACCAAAUUAUCCAACCAACUAAACAGAAACAAAGCAAGAAAAGUAGACAAAAUAGGGUAGUGAAAGAGGUGAAAGCAGAUAAAGUAUGUUCAGAUUCAUGGGGAUGGAGAAAAUACGGACAAAAACCAAUCAAAGGCUCUCCAUACCCAAGAAGCUAUUAUAGAUGCAGCUCCUCGAAAGGAUGUUCUGCUCGAAAGCAAGUCGAGCGUAGCCUCUCCGAUCCCGAAGUCUUUAUCGUAACCUACACGGCGGAGCACAACCAUGCCGAGCCUACUCGCCGCAACGCCCUUGCUGGGACCACCCGGAAGAAGUUUCCGGCACUUGAGAACCCGAAUUUAGACAUGAUUCUCUCACCUAAUAAUUCAACUUCAGUGGCAUCCAUUGAAGAAGAUCAACAUCCAAUGGAAGGUGUGACAGAUGGGGAAGUUUUGAUUGAUAUGCCAUUUGAAUUCUUCACUGGUUUGGAGGAUUUACUUUUUGGAUGA
Molecule: messenger RNA, 810 nt
Organism: Cucumis sativus (cucumber)
Lineage: Eukaryota; Viridiplantae; Streptophyta; Magnoliopsida; Cucurbitales; Cucurbitaceae
Gene: WRKY26
Product: WRKY transcription factor 22-like
Exons: 2
Coding region: 1-810 (269 amino acids)
Biological process (GO): regulation of DNA-templated transcription
Cellular component (GO): nucleus
Molecular function (GO): transcription cis-regulatory region binding; DNA-binding transcription factor activity
Source: RefSeq, marked provisional